Molecule: messenger RNA, 1509 nt
Organism: Cyphellophora attinorum
Lineage: Eukaryota; Fungi; Ascomycota; Eurotiomycetes; Chaetothyriales; Cyphellophoraceae
Product: putative aldehyde dehydrogenase-like protein
Exons: 1
Coding region: 1-1509 (502 amino acids)
Molecular function (GO): oxidoreductase activity, acting on the aldehyde or oxo group of donors, NAD or NADP as acceptor
Source: RefSeq, a predicted model, not a curated record
AUGUCGGAUCUCAAGGUCAACCUGACAGCUCCCAACGGGCGGAAGAUCACACUACCCACCGGUCUGUACAUCAAUGGCGAGUUCGUGAAAGCCACGGGAGGACAAACGAUUACGAGCAUAAACCCUACGGACGAGUCCGAGAUUGCUACGGUGCAAGCAGCCUCCGUUGAGGAUGUUGACAAGGCGGUCGCUGCUGCACGAGCAGCAUUCAAUGGCUCUGAGUGGCGCGACCUGACCAAUACGGAUCGAGGUGGUCUGAUGUACAAGCUGGCGGACCUCAUCGAGGCAGAGAAAGAGACACUGGCGACCCUUGAGACAUGGGACAAUGGAAAGCCAUAUCAGGUCUCGUUGAAUGAAGAUUUGGCCGAGGUGACCGGCACCCUUCGCUACUACGCCGGAUGGGCAGAUAAGAUUCACGGUUCUACUAUUCCAACUACCGGAGCGAAGUUCGCAUACACCCUCAAGCAGCCCAUUGGGGUAUGCGCUCAGAUCAUCCCAUGGAACUAUCCUCUGGCGAUGGCAGCAUGGAAGCUUGGUCCGGCUCUUGCUGCUGGUUGCUGUGUGGUGCUGAAGCCAGCCGAGCAAACGCCCCUGUCGAUUUUGUACUUUGCGCAACUGAUUGAGAAGGCUGGCUUUCCCAAGGGUGUGAUCAACGUUGUCAACGGCUACGGUAAGGAAGCCGGCCACGCACUGGCUUCUCACCUGGACGUGGACAAGAUUGCUUUCACUGGCUCAACAGUAACGGGCAAGCAGAUCAUGAGGACAGCAGCCGUGAACAUGAAGAACAUCACCCUCGAGACUGGUGGCAAAUCUCCUUUGCUCGUCUUCGACGAUGCAGACUUUGAGCAGGCAGCAAAAUGGGCACAUAUCGGCAUCAUGUCGAAUCAGGGCCAGAUCUGUACAGCAACAUCGAGAGUGCUCGUUCAGGAAAGCAUCUACGACAAGUUCGUAGAGGAGUUCAAGAAGAUUGUGGCUUCGACGUCAAUAGUCGGCGAUCCGUUCAAAGAUGAUACCUUCCAAGGCCCGCAGGUUACAAAGGCGCAGUACGAGCGCGUGCUCGGCUUCGUCGAGAGCGGCAAGAGCGAAGGUGCCACACUUGCACAUGGUGGUGUACCGUAUACAAAGGUAGGCGAAGGCAAAGGAUACUUCAUCGAGCCUACAGUCUUCACCGACGUAAAGUCAAGCAUGACGAUAUUCCGAGAAGAAGUUUUCGGUCCCUUCGUCGUCCUUGUCUCAUUCAAGGAUGAAGCAGAGGCCAUCAAGCUCGCCAAUGAUACAACAUAUGGUCUUGGUAGCGCUGUGUUCAGCCAGAACAUCGAGCGAGCGCAUCGCGUGGCAAGCAAGAUCGAGGCUGGCAUGGUAUGGAUCAACUCAUCCCAAGACUCCGACUUCCGAGUGCCGUUUGGUGGUGUCAAGAACAGUGGGAUUGGUCGCGAGCUAGGUGAGGCAGGCCUACACUCUUACCUACAGGAGAAGGCUGUGCACGUCAACAUGGGCACAAAACUGUAG